AUGGCUGGUCAUUCACAUAGAUCAGCGUUUGGGAAGAACCAUAAAACGUUCAAGUCCAAGCAUGCAUCAAAAGGUGCUCUGAAAAGAUUAUUCAAGGGUAAAGUUGAAAGAGAUCCUAUUAAUGGAAAAACUUUAAAGACAGUCUCCAAAGAUCAGCGUAAGAAUAAGUCUAAACAACUUAGAACAGUAAAGAUUCUGGAAUCUGUAGAGAAUAGAAAACUAUUUGAAGGUUCCAAUGGUGCUUCUAAAAUUAUUACAGUAGUCCCCUUGACACCUGAUGUUGAUGCUACUGCAAUUGUUAAAGGUCUUCUACAAUCAAGUGAUUUGGACCUAAAUGAUCAUUUAGUGUCAAAAGAAAGUGGCAACAUUCCAAGCGUAAGAGAUUACGACAUUAAGAAAUUCAAGAGUAAAUUGAAAGUUAUCGUUCCAGAUAUGAGUAACUUCUUACAUAUUCUAGAUUGUGCUAAAGUAGCAGAUUUUGUCAUAUUAGGUUUAAGUGGUACCGCUGAAGUGGAUGAUGAAUUUGGUGAACAAGUUGUUCGUGCUCUCGAAUUACAAGGUAUUUCUUCUGUUAUGGGUGUUGUAACCAAUUUAUCUGCAGUUCAUCCAAAGGAAAAAUUUCAAUUGGACGUUAAACAAUCCUUAGAAAGUUAUUUCAAGCAUUUCUUCCCUAACGAAGAAAAGAUAUACAAUUUAGAAAAACUUUCAGAUUCAUUGAACGCUUUGAGACAAUUAUGUCAAAAGAUGCCUCGUCCUGUAACUUGGAGAGAUCAAAGAGGUUAUUUGGUAGCAGAUUCGAUAGAUUUCCAACCAGGGACAGAUGAAAAUGGUGAUCUGGUUAUCUCUGGUACUGUUCGUGGGGUUGGAUUUGAUGCAAACAGGUUGAUCCAUAUUCCAGAUUUGGGUGAUUUCCAACUUUCUGGUAUUGAAAAAAUUGGUUCAUCUUCGAGAGCUAAGAAACCAAAGAGUGAUGAUCCUAUUGAUACUUUGGAUUUAGAUACCCAAUUUGGGUCCAAUGAAUUGCGAGAUACCCUUGACGUCUAUGCACCAGCUAACGUCAACACAGAAUAUGACGAUGAUUCGGAUUUCGAAUAUGAUGAUCUAAAGACUGCAAGAUUUGAUGAUGGUGGGUUUUUACCAGGCGCUGAAGAAGAAGCUAGAUCUGUGAAAGUACCAAAGGGCACUUCUGAUUACCAAGCUAAGUGGUACAUAGAUGAUAUGGUUGAUAACGGUACUAUGACUGGUAAUGAUGAAGAUGAAGACAAUAUGAUGGACGAUGAUGAAGAUGCACUACCUGAGAAUGAUAUGCAAAUUGAAAGUGAUAUCAGCGAUUUGGAAGACGCUCAAGAUGACGAAGUAUUCGUUGAUCUUUCACCUGAAGAGGAAGAACGUCAAUUGAAAGAGUACAGAGAAUUGGAAAAAGAAGAUCGCGAGUUCCCAGAUGAAGUCGAAUUAUACCCAACUGAAUCAGGUAUUGAUCGUCUAAAGAGAUACAGAGGUUUAAAGAACUUAUAUAACUGUGCCUGGAAUGUUGAUGAAAAGGAUCCAACAUGUCCUCCAGAAUGGAAGCGUGUUUUGAGAGUUGGUAAUUACAAGAAUACUGCCAAUAGACUCGUAAAAGAAGCUAGGUCAAAGGCUCAAGUUGUCGCUGGUGACCGUAUUGUAUUACAUAUAAAUUUCCCACAACAUUUACUUCCAAAAAUUGUCGAUCCAUCUCAAUUGUUAUUUGCGGUUUAUGGAUUAUUAUAUCACGAACACAAAAACGCUAUUGUAAACUUUUCUCUAAAAAGAUGGGAAGAGUACGACAGACCAGUACCAGCAAAGGAACCAAUCAUCGUUCAAUAUGGUGUUAGAAGAUACACUAUCCAUCCAUUAUUUUCAGGGACGACGAAUACACCAAAUAAUGUGCAUAAGUUUGAAAAAUUCUUGCACCCAGAAACUUUAUCAGUGGCUACAUGUAUUGCGCCGGUUGAUUUUACACAAUCUCCGGCCAUCUUUUUCAAACCUAACGCUAACGACGCUAAGGGUAUUGAAUUGAUUGGUCAAGGUACCUUCUUGAAUGCUGAUCACACCAGAGUUCUAGCCAAGAGAGCAAUUCUAACAGGUCAUCCAUUCAGAUUCCACAAGAACGUUGUUACAGUUCGUUACAUGUUCUUCAACUCCGAGGAUGUGGAAUGGUUCAAAUCUAUUCCAUUAUUUACAAAAUCUGGUAGAACUGGUUUCAUCAAGGAAAGUUUGGGUACACACGGUUACUUCAAGACUACCUUUGAUGCUAAACUAUCAGCUCAAGAUGUGGUAGCAAUGUCCUUAUACAAACGUAUGUGGCCAAUACCUUCAAUGCCUUGGACACCGGAAUUAUGA
Maudiozyma barnettii is the source of this 2361-nucleotide messenger RNA. It is a transcript of the gene TSR1, whose product is annotated as Tsr1p. The transcript has a single exon. Gene Ontology annotation, cellular component: preribosome, small subunit precursor; nucleus. Gene Ontology annotation, molecular function: GTPase activity; U3 snoRNA binding; GTP binding. Gene Ontology annotation, biological process: maturation of SSU-rRNA from tricistronic rRNA transcript (SSU-rRNA, 5.8S rRNA, LSU-rRNA); endonucleolytic cleavage of tricistronic rRNA transcript (SSU-rRNA, 5.8S rRNA, LSU-rRNA); ribosome biogenesis. The coding region runs from base 1 to 2361 and encodes 786 amino acids. The record is from RefSeq and is a predicted model, not a curated record. NCBI's taxonomy places the organism in Eukaryota, Fungi, Ascomycota, Saccharomycetes, Saccharomycetales, Saccharomycetaceae.